Capronia coronata CBS 617.96 is the source of this 303-nucleotide messenger RNA. RefSeq lists its product as uncharacterized. The transcript is spliced from 3 exons. The coding region runs from base 1 to 303 and encodes 100 amino acids. The record is from RefSeq and is a predicted model, not a curated record. Lineage: Eukaryota; Fungi; Ascomycota; Eurotiomycetes; Chaetothyriales; Herpotrichiellaceae.
AUGGCACCAGUCCACCUUGCGGCUUUCCUCUACCCGAAGGCGGACAAAUUCGAUGAAUUCGAAGCCGCCGCCGCCGAGGUCACGAAAGCCGUCUUAGCCACGGAGCCGGACGUUUUCCGUUACUAUACCUUCCGCACCGAGAGCGAAUAUGUCUUUGUAGAAGGAUACAAAACCGAGGAAGCCCAUGCUGCGCACGUCGAGACCGAGCAUUUCAAGGCCUUCUUCGCCAAAGUGUCUCCCCUGUUUGAGAAGCCGCCGGUGAUCAAGUCGGGCAGUUUCGUCGCCGGAUUCGAGAAUCGAUGA